Mucor mucedo is the source of this 387-nucleotide messenger RNA. RefSeq lists its product as uncharacterized. The coding region runs from base 1 to 387 and encodes 128 amino acids. The transcript is spliced from 3 exons. The record is from RefSeq and is a predicted model, not a curated record. Lineage: Eukaryota; Fungi; Mucoromycota; Mucoromycetes; Mucorales; Mucoraceae.
AUGACCAAGACACCGACAUAUCUACGACAACAAGGUGAAGAAGACAACCAGGUAACAAGUAUUGACGAAAGGAAUGCGAUUAAGACAACCAGAUAUCUAAGACAACAAAAUUACAAGGAUUCCAAGGUUUCUAUGACAACACGUAACAAAGCAACCAAGGCAACCACUAUGAAUAUCAACGACCACACAAUUAAUUACCCAGACAACGCUGUUACCUACGACAACCCUGUUGCCUACGACAACUAUGUUGCCUACGACAACUCUGUUGCCUACGACAACUCUGUUGCCUACGACAACUCUGUUGCCUACGACAACUCUGUUGCCUACGACAACUCUGUUGCCUACGACAACUCUGUUGCAUACGACAAGGGGAAUAAGAGGAUAUAG